ACGGCUUCUAUGCGCACGAACGAACGCGCAGAACAAUGAGGUAGCAGCCAUUUUAUAUCGGUGUCUAAAGAAAAACAUAAUUCGAAUGGCCAAUCUUAACGAAAUUGUGUAAUUAGUGCUGUAAUUUAUGUGUUUCUAUACACGCAACUGUAAAUAGGUGUUUCUAUACUUAUGCGGCAGCAAUUAAGAAUGGGGGUGCACCGACGGCACCAUUAGUUUCCCGGCACACUGGGGCGUGGGCGUCGGGGGCGUGGCACGGGGCGUGGGCGUGCCCGUGCCGCCCCCCGGCGACCUCCUCGCCACUAUAUCCAUGUUCGAACAGCAGAUCAAGGCUGAGCCCAUGAGUUUGUUCCCCAGCUUCUACACAUCCCACGCCCACGUCCACUCCGGCCCGCCCACGAUCAUCCGCUCCGACUCGCACUCCAUCAUCAACAUGAACCAGCACCAUCCCGAAGACUCCAAGGACAGCCUCAUAGUACAACAGCAAGUACAACAUCAGCAGGAUCUGAUGGACCAACAACACCAGCAAGAUUUACAGCAGGAUGACGAGGUUAGUGAGCUAAGCUUUAAAGGAAUGGAUGAUGAAGGCGUCGAAAUGGAUAUGGAUGGUCGGCAAUGCUCGCAGGCCUUGGGCGUCGAUAUGGGUUCAGUUCAAACAAAAAUGGAAGUAUCAAACGGAGGCCAAACAACUCCACGGUCAAAACCACAAGCCUGUAAGGUUUGCGGGAAGGUACUCUCGUCCGCUUCAUCUUAUUACGUUCAUAUGAAGCUUCAUUCCGGAAACAAGCCUUUUCAGUGCACGGUUUGCGACGCAGCUUUCUGCCGCAAACCGUACUUGGAAGUCCACAUGCGUACACACACCGGCGAGAGGCCCUUCCAGUGCGAUUUGUGCCUCAAACGCUUCACCCAGAAGUCCAGCCUCAACACGCACAAGCGCGUCCACACCGAUGAGCACAUGCGCGCCUUGAUGGUGAAGGAGCGGCCCUACAAGUGUGAGCUCUGUGGCGUCAGGUUCACGCAGAGCUCCAGCCUCAACCGCCACAAGAAAAUACACACGGAGGAACACAGACGCGCGCUGCUGGCCAAGGAACGGCCCUACCAAUGCGGCGUCUGCUAUCUCAGAUUCACGCAGAAAUCGAGUUUGGGCCGGCACGGAAAAAUUCAUACCGAGGAGCACAGACGAGCCCUGUUAGAGAAAGUGCGGCCGUACCAGUGCCACAUCUGUUUUAUGCGCUUCACUCAGAAGUCCAGCCUGGGCCGACAUGGGAAAAUACAUACUGAGGAGCACAUACAAUCGCUGAUCAACAAGGUGCGCCCGUAUCAGUGCGACAUUUGCGACAAGAGGUUCACGCAGAAGUCGAGCCUGGGCACUCAUAAGCGUAUACACACUGGGGAGCGGCCGUUCCAGUGCACCGUCUGCCUCAAGUCCUUCACGCAGAAGUGCGCGCUCAAUUUGCACGAAAAAAUACAUACGGUGCAAGGGCGCCCUUACACGUGCGGGCUUUGCCCGGCGGCCUUCGCCCGCCGCCCCUACCUGGACAUUCACUUGCGCACGCACACAGGCGAGCGGCCCUAUCAGUGCGACGCCUGUCUCAAGCGCUUCACGCAGAAGUCCAGCCUCAAUAUACAUAAGAGGACGCACACAGUCCAGGGCAGACCGUUCCAGUGCCUGUCGUGUCCCGCCGCCUUCACGUGCAAGCAGUACCUGGAGAUUCACACGCGCACGCACACCGGCGAGCGGCCCUAUCAGUGCGACAUCUGCCUCAAGCGAUUCACGCAGAAGUCCAGCCUCAACAUCCACAAGCGGACCCACUCAGUACAGGGCCGGCCUUUCCAGUGCCUACAAUGCCCGGCCGCCUUCACUUGCAAGCAGUACCUGGAGAUCCAUAAUCGCACGCACACAGGCGAAAGGCCUUACCAAUGCGAUGUUUGCCUCAAGAGAUUCGCGCAAAAGUCCACACUCAACAUACAUAAACGAACGCACACAGUGCAAGGUCGGCCGUAUCAGUGCAUGGAGUGUCCGGCCGCGUUCACUUGCAAGCCGUACUUGGAGAUACACAUGCGGACUCACACCGGCGAGAGGCCGUUUGAGUGCGAUGUCUGUUACAAGCGCUUCACGCAGAAAUCGACGCUCAACAUUCACAAGCGAAUCCACACCGGGGAACGGCCUUAUGCCUGUGACAUUUGUCAGAAACGAUUCGCCGUCAAGAGCUACGUAACAGCACACAGAUGGUCCCACGUGGCGGACAAGCCGCUGAACUGCGACCGCUGCUCGAUGACGUUCACGUCCAAGUCGCAGUUCGCGCUGCACAUCCGCACGCACUCGGCCGGCUCCUGCUACGAGUGCAGCGUCUGCGGCCGCACCUUCGUCCGGGACAGCUAUCUAAUACGACAUCACAAUCGCGUGCACCGCGACAACCACAGCAACGUGUCGGCCAACAGCAUCGGAACCAUCAACAACGUCGCGACCAACACCAACAACUCCAAUAACAGCAAUUUUGUUGAUUCACCCGGCGUUUGUGACUUAAGCUUUGUUCCUAUGGUGAAUCGUUAUAUGACGUCGCAAGGAACGCAGGUUUCUAUGCAAGAUACGAGCAAGAUGUCUGCUAUGUCGCCACAGUCUAUCGCGUCGAUAUCUUCGCCGCCUCCGCCGCACACCCCCACUCCGCAGCCCCAGAUGUCGGGUCAGAUGCACCUGGCAGACUGAUCGCCACAAUAGCUCUCGGUUGACUUGUGAGCAGCCUGAGUGCAAUAAAGUAGUGUGGCAGCCAUCAACAAGAGCAGCUAUUUACAGAAUAAUAAUAAAAUAUAAAAGUCACCAAUAUCGAGGAGAGCGGUUGUUUCCGUCUGGAUUGUGGGCAUGGACCAGGCACGGAUUGUUUAUUUGCUAGUUUAUUUAGCUACUGUUGAGUUCGUCGGGCGUGACGCGCGCAGCGUCGCGAGGCAAGAGCGUCGGGCGG
Messenger RNA from Cydia amplana, 2960 nucleotides. Its product is annotated as zinc finger protein ZFP2-like. Gene Ontology annotation, molecular function: DNA-binding transcription repressor activity, RNA polymerase II-specific; chromatin insulator sequence binding; RNA polymerase II cis-regulatory region sequence-specific DNA binding. The record is from RefSeq and is a predicted model, not a curated record. Lineage: Eukaryota; Metazoa; Arthropoda; Insecta; Lepidoptera; Tortricidae. The coding region runs from base 311 to 2707 and encodes 798 amino acids. The transcript has 22 exons. Gene Ontology annotation, cellular component: nucleoplasm; nucleus; chromosome. Gene Ontology annotation, biological process: regulation of transcription by RNA polymerase II.